Molecule: messenger RNA, 803 nt
Organism: Acomys russatus (golden spiny mouse)
Lineage: Eukaryota; Metazoa; Chordata; Mammalia; Rodentia; Muridae
Product: chromodomain Y-like protein
Exons: 2
Coding region: 24-803 (259 amino acids)
Cellular component (GO): nucleus
Molecular function (GO): transcription corepressor activity
Source: RefSeq, a predicted model, not a curated record
AACCACUUAGACAAACAACGAACAUGAACACUGGCCCUACAAAAGAGAUGGCCCAGCAACAGCCGCUGACUGUCAAGAAAAAGCCUCCUGGAAAGCAGCUCCAUUUCAGUGUAAGGCUGACAGAAGGGUCCUCCAGAUUCAGAGAUAUCGUGGUGAGGAAGCAAGAUGGCUUCACCCACAUCUUCUUAUCCACAAAGUCAUCAAAAAAUAACUCACUUAACCUGGAAGUGAUGAACGAAAUUCAGAAUGCUCUGAAUAAGGCUGCUGCUGAUGACAGCAAUCUGGUACUGCUUGGUGCCAUUGGCCAUGUCUUCUGUUCUGGCCUUGACUUUGAUUACUUUAAGCAGCGUCUCUUGGUGGACAAGAAAAGAGAAAGCAUCAAGAUGGCAGAAGCCAUCAAAAGCUUUGUGAAUAUUUUCAUUCAAUUUAAGAAGCCUCUUAUUGCAGCAGUCAACGGCCCAGCCAUCCGACUGGGAGCUUCUAUGUUGCCUCUUAGUGACGUGGUUUGGACUCAUGAAAAGGCUUGCUUUCAAACACCCUACAUCCACUUUGGCCAGAGUCCAGAUGGCUGUUCCAGCUUUACCUUUGCCAGGAUUAUGGGAGAAGCUUCUGCCUAUGAAAUGUUACUCAAUGGGCAGAAGCUGACAGCACAGGAGGCUUGUGAGAAGGGCCUGGUCUCCCAGGUAUUUUGGCCACAGACUUUCACCCAGGAAGUCAUGAUUCGAAUCAAGGAGCUCACCUCCUCUAAUGCACUUGUCUUGACAGAGUCAAAAGCCCUAGUGCGCUUGGACACCAAGUUCUAA